This is a messenger RNA of Mus pahari (shrew mouse), 3123 nucleotides long. It is a transcript of the gene Rnf10, whose product is annotated as ring finger protein 10. The coding region runs from base 489 to 2906 and encodes 805 amino acids. NCBI's taxonomy places the organism in Eukaryota, Metazoa, Chordata, Mammalia, Rodentia, Muridae. Gene Ontology annotation, molecular function: transcription cis-regulatory region binding. The transcript has 17 exons. Gene Ontology annotation, biological process: positive regulation of transcription by RNA polymerase II; positive regulation of myelination. The record is from RefSeq and is a predicted model, not a curated record.
GAUGCUGUUUGGCGACUCGUCGCCAUUCCCGGAGCAGCUCGGCCUCGGCCCAGAGGCGAGUGUCGGUCGCUGUGUCGGAGACGCCGGUCCCCGGCACCGAGACAACCAGCCCUCUCUCCUGCCCCGCGGCGGGAGAGCGCGUCCGGCCGGCCGGCGGGGCUCGCGACCCUCCCGCGCCUCCCCUUCCCCCGCAGCCUCCGCCCCGCCAGGCCCGGCCCGGACCUCCGAGCCCCGGCCUCCUCCUCCUCCUCGUCCUCGUCCUCCUCCUCCUCCUCUUCGGUCACCGCCGCCUCUGGGCCCCACAGCCCCACCUUGCCGCUUCUCCUUCCAUUUUGAGAAGCUGAGGAAGGAAACGAGGAAAAAUGUCGCCAUGAAGGCCGAGAACCGCUGCCGCCGCCGACCCCCGCCGGCCCUGAACGCCAUGAGCCUGGGUCUCCGCCGCGCCCGCUCCGCUCCGACCGCCGUCGCCGCCGCCGAGGCCCCCUUUGAUGCCGCAGAGCUCCCCCAGCGCCGCCGCCACCACCGCCUCCGACAUGGACAAGAACAGCGGCUCCAACAGCUCCUCCGCCUCCUCGGGCAGCAGCAAAGGGCAACAGCCGCCCCGCUCCGCCUCGGCGGGGCCGGCCGGCGAGUCUAAACCCAAGAGCGAUGGAAAGAACUCAAAUGGAUCCAAGCGUUACAAUCGCAAGCGUGAACCUUCCUACCCCAAAAAUGAAAAUUUUAGCAACCACUCCCGUCGCUCCAAUUCACAGAAAAGCAAAACUUUUAACAAGAUGCCUCCUCAAAGGGGCGGUGGCAGCAGCAAACCCUUUAGCUCUUCUUCUAAUGGUGGAAGACGAGAUGAGGUAGCAGAGGCUCAGCGGGCAGAGUUUAGCCCUGCCCAGUUCUCUGGUCCUAAGAAGAUCAACCUGAACCACUUGUUAAAUUUCACCUUUGAACCGCGUGGCCAGGCAGGUCACUUUGAAGGCAGUGGGCAUGGCGGCUGGGGGAAGAGAAACAAGUGGGGACACAAGCCUUUCAACAAGGAGCUCUUUCUACAGGCCAACUGCCAAUUUGUGGUGUCUGAAGACCAAGACUACGCAGCUCACUUUGCUGACCCUGACACCUUAGUCAACUGGGACUUUGUGGAACAAGUGCGCAUCUGUAGCCAUGAAGUGCCAUCUUGCCCAAUAUGCCUCUAUCCACCUACUGCGGCCAAGAUAACGCGCUGUGGACACAUUUUCUGCUGGGCAUGCAUCCUGCACUAUCUUUCCCUCAGUGAGAAAACCUGGAGCAAAUGUCCCAUCUGCUACAGCUCUGUGCAUAAGAAGGAUCUCAAGAGUGUUGUUGCCACAGAGUCUCGACAGUAUGCUGUGGGGGACACCAUUACCAUGCAGCUGAUGAAGAGAGAGAAGGGAGUGUUGGUGGCCCUGCCCAAAUCCAAGUGGGUGAAUGUAGACCAUCCUAUUAACCUAGGAGAUGAGCAGCUCAGCCAGUAUUCCAAGCUGCUGCUGGCCUCCAGGGAGCAGGUGCUGCACCGAGUAGUUCUGGAGGAGAAAGUCGCGCUGGAGCAGCAGCUGGCGGAGGAGAAGCACACUCCUGAGUCCUGCUUCAUUGAGGCUGCUAUCCAGGAGGUCAAGAUUCGGGAAGAAGCUCUGUCAGGAGUGGCUGGAGGCGGAGGUGAGGUCACUGGUGUUGUGGCUGCUCUGGAACACCUGGUGCUGAUGGCUCCCCUGGCCACGGAGUCUGCUUUCCAACCCAGGAAGCAGGGUGUGCUGGAGUAUCUGUCUGCUUUUGAUGAUGAAGCUGCACAAGUUUGUUCUCUGGACCCCCCUGGUCCUCUCACCCUCCCUUUGGUAGAAGAGGAGGAAGCAGUGUCUGAGCCGGAAGCCUGUGAGGACGCAGAGGUAGCCGAUGACAGUCUGGGAGAGGGGACCGUUGGCACUGAGAUGAGCCAGGAGCCCAUUACUAAGCCAGGGCUCACCCAGCUCAGCAGCUCUCCUUGUUACUACUUCUACCAAGCGGAAGAUGGACAGCACAUGUUCCUGCACCCUGUCAACGUGCGCUGCCUUGUGCGGGAGUACGGCAGCCUGGAGCAGAGCCCAGAGAAGAUUUCGGCAACCGUGGUAGAGAUUGCUGGCUAUUCCAUGUCUGAGGAUGUUCGGCAGCGUCAUAGGUACCUCUCUCACUUGCCACUCACCUGUGAGUUCAGCAUCUGUGAACUAGCUCUACAGCCUCCUGUGGUCUCUAAGGAAACCCUAGAGCUGUUCUCAGAUGACAUUGAGAAAAGGAAGCGUCAGCGCCAAAAGAAGGCUCGCGAGGAGCGUCGCCGAGAGCGCAGAAUUGAGAUGGAGGAGAACAAGAGACAGGGCAGGUACCCCGAGGUUCACAUUCCCCUCGAGAACCUUCAGCAGUUUCCGGCCUUCAAUUCCUAUACCUGUCCCCCUGAUUCUGCUUUGGGUCCCGCCAGCACUGAGGGCCAUGGGGCCCUAACCCUGUCUCCUCUGAGCAGAAGUCCAGGCUCCCAUGCAGACUUUCUGCUGACCCCUCUGUCACCCACUGCCAGUCAGGGCAGUCCCUCCUUCUGCGUUGGGAGUCUGGAAGAAGACUCUCCCUUCCUUUCCUUUGCCCAGAUGCUGAGGGUUGGCAAAGCAAAAGCAGACGGGUGGCCCAAAACUGCUCCAAAGAAAGAUGACAAUAGCUUGGUUCCUCCUGCCCCUGUGGACAGCGAUGGGGAGAGUGACAAUUCUGACCGUGUUCCUGUGCCCAGUUUCCAAAAUUCCUUCAGCCAAGCUAUGGAAGCAGCCUUCAUGAAAUUGGACACACCAGCUACGUCAGACCCCCUCUCUGAAGACAGAGGAGGGAAGAAAAGGAAGAGACAUAAGCAGAAGUUGCUGUUCAGCACCUCGGUCGUCCACACCAAGUGACACUUCUCCAUCAGUUUCCUGUGCUUUUGUUUUGCUGCUGUAAUCUUUUAAGUAUUUGAGUUUGAACAGAUUGAUUGAUUAGCUUGGGGCGGGGGGAGGGGCUUUCCACAAAGUGAGGGGGAACCAAGAAAAUUUUAAAUACAGUGUAUUUUCCAGCUUCCCCUCUUUACACCAAAAUAAAGUAUUGACACUCACAUGAGCUGCCUUCCUGAAAGCA